Puntigrus tetrazona (Sumatra barb) is the source of this 4170-nucleotide messenger RNA. It is a transcript of the gene eng, whose product is annotated as endoglin. NCBI's taxonomy places the organism in Eukaryota, Metazoa, Chordata, Actinopteri, Cypriniformes, Cyprinidae. Bases 275 to 1933 code for a protein of 552 amino acids. The record is from RefSeq and is a predicted model, not a curated record. The transcript has 14 exons.
GUGAAAGUCGCUUUGCCGCGUGUUUGCUGUGCUGUGUGUGAGAGGAGCGCUGUCGCGUGAAGUGGGAGGGUCAGUGCUGCUGAUGAUGUCAGUGCCGAGGGUUCAGCUGGACUGAGUGACUGACUGACCGCUGGAUCUCAUCUGAACCGCCGGAGCCGUUCCCAGCGCGAGGAAGUGUUGAGUGUUGGAUAUUCUGGUCACUCUUCUACAAUAUCAGCCACAGUUGCCGGGUCCAUCAGAAGAGGCACGUUUAGAGCCGAACAAACAUCUGAACAUGAGGAGCAUCAUAUGUUUCAUAUGUGUUUUUCUAUGUCUGAGAACCGCAGCUUCAGAUUCCAGUCCGUUCUGUGAGCUGAAUGAUGUUCCCGGACACAGCAACGAGUGGAUCGUCCUGGAGGAAAUGUCUCUAGGAUGCUGGACGAACUUCAUCAGUCAGGACGGGAAAGAAGUCCACAUCCUCAAGCUGCUGAAAGGACAGCAGUCAGUAUCAGAACUCAACUUAACAGCGGCAAACCCAUCAGUGGUGAUCAUCACCUCUAGCAGCGCACAAACCAUCUUGCUUCACGACAGUCCCGCAGUGAACAUCUACGUGACAAACGGGACCUCAAUACACUUAAUCCUGUCAAAUAGCGGAAGUCCAAAAACACACGUCGCCCCGUUCGCAGACAGCGAUUCCGAAGUUCUGGAAUGGGCAGCAAAGACGUUUGGUGGAGUGACGUCCUUCACCACAGCACGAGAUCCCGCGAUCAUCACUUUCACCGGGAUAACAGGUGCUCAGCGACCAUCAACGUGUGACCUGCAGCCGGAAGCACAAGCAGAUAAACAGUUCAUUGAUCUGAAGCUGACACUUCCAUCUGAUGAGCUGAAAUCAUGCCACACAGAGCUUUCUAAAGAACAACUGCACGUGAUCAAUAUUCCUGAUGACAUCAAAAUACGGAAUGUAUCUGUGCAUUUACCACACAACUCUAAAGUGGUCCUUAGAGGUCCAGCAGGCACUGUGUGGAACAUCGCCAAUGAUAUUCAGUUACUGUCGAACAAUCAUAUAUCCUUCAAAGGGUUCAGUUUGCCUCCGAAGAAAAAUAUCUCAGAUGACCCUAGAGAAAUCAGGCAGAAGGCAUUGUCAUACUACAACAGCACUUCCGUCACAAGUUACUCUGAGAUCCGCCUGAACGUGUCACACAUCCAGCUGUGGAUCAGGGACAGCACAAGCCCCUCAGUAUCAGCAGAAGUGAAGCACACUACACCAGCACCCAGUACUUCUACACUUCAGAUGCAGCUGUUCUCAUCCCCAGACUACAGGUUGCCUCUGGAUCCCAGCAGCAAAGUUCAGAGUGACAAGAGAGUCUAUGCAGAGAUCUCAACUGAGAGUUAUGGAGAGAUUUCCUUAAGCAUUAAGAUCAGCAGCUGUAAGGUUCGCUCCAUGCAAGUGGUGAUGCAAAUGCCGUUCAAAGAGGAGGGGGCCUGUUACAUUAAGGACUGUCCUAAGAGACUCAGCUUCUCCUUUGAGAUGCUUCAGGACCUGCCGUCCAGCUCGUGGGAACUCGAAUGUGCAGUUCAACUUUGUCAUGGUAAAAUGUUUUGUACAAACGAAAUGCACGUCAAGAGGAGCUUGCAGGUCAAGCCAUAUAUUCCAAACGCAAAUCGCUGUUUUGAGUUCGGGCUCUCAGCUGUUCUAGGAAUCGCGUUCGGGGGAUUUCUGAUCGGAGUUCUCCUCACUGGUGCUUUAUGGUUCAUUAAGAUACGAACAGGGCAUCCUGUGGCUCUGGGAAUGAGAUCAACGGCAGCCGAGCUCUCAGUCCUCUCUAUAUCUGGAUGCCCGUGUGGUUUGACCAAACGGCAGCCAGUGCCCACCCACUCGUCUCCCUCAGAGAACAGCAGCGCCAACGCCAGCAUUGGCAGCACCCAGAGCACGCCCACCAGCAGCAUGGCAUAACGCCAUCGCCAUGCGUCCCUUCGCUCCUAACCCUCUCUCCCUCUCAAAGCCAUGUCGCUCGAUAUGUCCCAUCGUCCCGAGCGAGAGAAAAAGAGAGGCAGUAGCAAUCCUGAAACGUUCCCUGUACCUCACAAUGCUCCAUUCGCUUUCCCGGCUACGGGAAGUCAGUGGGGACGAAGAACAAAAAAAGAAAAAGCUUGGCUCCCAGAGACAGGAAAAACAACGCAUAACCCCCAGGAACUAACAGGAAAUUCGUCGCAUUCUUGCACCGGUGCCUCUCUGAUGGAGGCGAACUAAGAUUUCGCAGACAAACAGCGGUCUGACGCAUCAGUUCGCUUUCAGACAUGGCUAAAUGUAGCUCAAAGAGACGACCGAACAAACGUCAGACCGCCCCAUAUCCAAACACUCGACUGUGGACUGACCUGAUGAAAUAUUCAAACAAAUCAAACUAUUGGACAUGAACAUAAGGAAGCCCUUUUUUAGUUUUAGAGUUCUUACUGAAAAGGCUGUCUAAAAUGGGACAGAUUGGGAAAUGGCUACCUCGAAGUCUCUGUGGAUGUAGAUUUGUUUAAUAUUUGUUUAACCAUAAGUAAACAGUUGCUGAAUCGCAUGAAAUCUGUCAAAAUGUGUCCUAUUUAACCCCCAAAUCAACAGAAAUACAGAAGCAUUGUUUUGUUAUUUUUUUUUUUUUUUCGCAAUUUGACAUUAUCUAAUUUUUAUUACUGAUGUACAAAAAAGAUGACGUUAUUAAGAGUUCAAAUGCAAAAGCCUCUAAGUGCUGUGUGAAAUGUUCUUCUUAAAAUGAGCAUUUUUAUCAGGCUGCUAUAUUUAUGUUCAUUUAUUUCAGUAAUUGCAAAGAAAAUGCAUUACCAUUACAGUAAAAUUAGUAAACCUAAGCAUAAGAGCCUGAUAAAAAUUCUUAUAUUAGAUUUUUAGACUGCACUUAGAGGCUUUCGGAUAUGAAAUAUUCAUAUAAAUGAAUUUAUCCUUUGAUUAUGGGGUGAAAUAUGACCCAAAAUGUUUUCAUGAGAUGUAUUGUUUAUAUAUAUAUAUAUUUUUUUAAUUGUGUAACUUUGUCUUCAUUGAGUGACAAAAUAUAUUUUAAUUACUUUAGUAAUUAAGUAACUUUAAAGGUGUUUUUUGUGUGUUCUUGACCAUAAUAUGUAGAUUCUUUAAGCAGUGAAAUCAGAAUAAAGCAGAUUCAUAACUAAAUAUGUAAUUUCCAUAUAUUGGGAACUCAGCUUUUUCCCCUAUGAUUUAAAAUUUUGCAAAGGCAGUAGAACCAAAACCUCUUAUGUGAUUAGCUUAAUUUACAAAAGCAUACUAUAUGUUACACAUUUUGUGUGUAUUUAUGUACACUGAAAAAAAUGGGUUGGAAUCAAUUUAUUUUAGCUACAUUUAAAUAAAAAAAAAUUGACUGACUUUCAUCUAAAUGUGUUUAUUUAAAGGUAGCUAAAAAAAAGGGUUUGCAACUACUUACCUUAAAUUUAUGAAAAAAGUAUGUAUAUUUUCAGUGCAUUUGUAUAGAAGAUUACAUUUAUUUGUCUUUUUAUAUGACAAAAGAGCUGGAGAUUAUAUAAAGUGUGUCAAAAACCAAAGGGCUAGUUGAGAAAAAUCUGUGGUUGUCAACCCUCAUCUUUCCAAGCUUGUAUGACUUUCUUUCAUUUGUGGAUCACAAAAGUAGAUGUUUAGCACAAUGCUCACGCUGCUCUUUUUCAUACAGUGAAAGCAGACAGUAACCCGGAGCUGUCAAGCUUCAAAGAGGACCAAAACACCAUAAAAGCAUUAAUUAUGAACACAUUCCAAGUCUACUAAAGCCAUGUUUUGAGCAACGAGCCAAAAUGAAAUCCAUUUUUUAAGCCAGAGAGGAAGAUUUUCAAUGUGCAACAGCUUUAAUUAAGGUGCAUUGCAAAAGUGUAUAUGAAGUGUACUGCUGUGAACUGUUCCUUUAACAUCAGGUGGAUGUGAAAAGCAGGAAAAUGCCACUUGAGCAUUUGUGCAAUAUCUGUGGUAUUUUUUUUUUCAUAUAAUUGUUUGUGUCUAUAUGUUAUUUUUAUACUGGAUUUGUAUAUUAACUCAACAUUUGUACUGCAUGUUCUGUUCUCUCUGCAACAUUUCCAUUUAAAGCACUUACCGUAUGGUCAUUAUCUGAAGUCAUAUUUCUUCUGUUCUACCCAUUCUGAAGAAUCAUUUUAUUCCAGUUGGACAUACUUUAAAUUAAAUCAUGAAAACAUUGA